Messenger RNA from Fusarium poae, 1785 nucleotides. RefSeq lists its product as uncharacterized. The record is from RefSeq and is a predicted model, not a curated record. NCBI's taxonomy places the organism in Eukaryota, Fungi, Ascomycota, Sordariomycetes, Hypocreales, Nectriaceae. Bases 1 to 1785 code for a protein of 594 amino acids. Gene Ontology annotation, molecular function: monooxygenase activity; oxidoreductase activity, acting on paired donors, with incorporation or reduction of molecular oxygen; heme binding. The transcript is spliced from 7 exons.
AUGGAUUCAUUUCCAACUCUUUUCCUCCUUACAUACCAACUUCAGUGUCACAAGCGAAUUCUUGAUCCGGGAGCCCUCAGGAACGACAGUGAGGAAAUGAGCGCAGCACUGGAGCCAACAUUGCGAUCGUCGUGGCAGACCACUGCAGGCGUUUCAGCUCUCGCGGGCGUCCUCUCCCACCAUAUCGUCUUCCGGCCCUAUGAGAUCGAUGGCGCUGCCUGGAACCUCGUCUUCACCUACAUCGGCCUCUUCGUGGCACUCUGCAUCGUCUAUGCGCAGAUUGCUGGUUUCGGGUUCUUUGCGAGCCUCUGCCACACGCUGCUCGUCGCCACGACCUACAACGUGAGCCUCACAGCCAGCAUCCUCGUAUACAGGGCUUUCUUCCACAGACUUCGAUCCUUUCCCGGCCCUUUCAUGACGAAGCUCUCGCGCUUCGACACAUUACGGAAGGUGGCCAAGACCACCAGAGGCUGCGAAGAUAUCCAGGGGCUUCAUAAGAAAUAUGGCAACGUUGUUCGAAUUGGACCCCGCGAACUAUCAAUUAACCUCCCUUCGGCUAUCCCACUGAUCUAUGGGUCGUUUACCAGAACCAAAAAAUCACUAUGGUACGAGCAUGUCUCUCAUGAAACUGACAAAAUCUCCGUGAACUCGACGUGCGACCCGGAGGCACACAAGAAGCGCAAGUUGCUCUGGGAGCGAGCCCUUGGAUUUCGAGCCAUGAAAAUCUACGAAACUGGGGUAACAGAAACGGUCAACUCGUUGCUUUGCAAAAUCGCAGCUAAAGCUGACCGGACGAUUAACAUAACCAAAUACAGCAUGUUGUUCAGCUUCGAUGUGAUAGGAGUCGUUGGCUUUUCGAAAGAUUUUCACAUGGUCGAGAGUGAAACCGAGCACCCUGCCAUCAAGGGCGUUCACGAGAGUAUGAUGGCUAUCGGCGUCCUCGGUACAGUUCCAUGGCUACUUUCUAUGCUUGGCAAGAUCCCAGGGGCUGCUGGCGGGUACGCGCGGUUCACGAGGUGGUGUCAUGAGCAGCUCCAGGAGAAGCGCAAGAUCAUAGCUGGCGAAAGGGCUAGUCUCAAGGACCAGGACCCGCAAGAUAUCAUGUCGUGGCUUGUCAAGGCCAUGGAAGAUGGUGAUCCGUGUGCUCCUCCGGGCGAUCAAGCUGUUGAGGAGGACGCUCGACUUCUUAUCAUCGCUGGAAGUGAUACCGUCGCUUCAGCGAUCACUAACGCGCUCUACUAUCUCGCCAAGAACCCCGAUCACUACCAGGCUCUGCAGGAUGCUAUUUGGCAGCAUUUCCCCAACGGCGACAGUGAAUGGACGUACAAAAAGGCCCGCGCCGUGCUCUACCUCGAUUGGGUCAUAUACGAAACCCUCCGACUGAGGCCAUCCGUCCCCGGCGGCCUCACCCGAGUGACACCGCCCGAGGGCCUCGUAAUAGACGACUUCUUUAUCCCAGGGGAUAUCGUGGUCUCGGUGCCGACCUACACCAUGCAGCGCGACGAGCGCUACUGGCCUGAUGCUCUCUCGUUCAAGCCUGAGCGUUGGAAGGGCCUGAGCACCGAGAUGGUCCCCUGGAUUCCCUUUACCAAGGGUCAAGGGUCUUGUCCGGGCAAGGCGCUCGCCAUAAUGGAGAUGCGGAUGGUACUGGGACGUAUCGCCCUACUGUACAACAUUUCCUUCCCCAAGGACGUCACUGCAGAGGACGUCAAGUUCGAGUUCAAGGACACCUUCACUAUGAAGCUGCGAGGACUAAAUAUUGUGUUUACUCCUAUAUCGCGGUAA